UAUAAAUCUGGGCCGUCAUCCUCCUCCACAUUUCUCGCUUUACGCAACUGUCAACGAACGAACAAAAGCAGAAAAAAACCCCUAAAAUUGGUCUACAAAUAUGAACCCUGCAGACGGAUCUUUGUUGGAUCCAAACGGUACAAUGACCGUACCUGCAAUCGGACCCUUGACUUCUUCGGAGGAUCUGAGCAAGAAGAUAAGGAAGCCUUAUACCAUUUCCAAGUCCAGAGAGAGCUGGACCGAGCCCGAGCACGACAAAUUCCUCGAAGCUCUUCAGCUGUUUGACAGAGACUGGAAAAAGAUUGAAGCUUUCAUUGGCUCAAAGACUGUGAUUCAGAUAAGAAGUCAUGCUCAGAAGUAUUUUCUUAAGGUACAAAAGAGUGGGACUGCUGAACAUCUCCCUCCCCCUCGGCCUAAAAGGAAAGCCGCUCAUCCGUAUCCUCAGAAGGCUCAAAAGAACGUUCAACCUCAAGUACCAGGAUCCUUCAAAUCAACAGCUGAACCAAAUGACCCAAGUUAUAUGUUUAGGCCCGAGUCUUCUUCGAUGCUGAUGACUUCUCCGCCACCCACUGCUGCUGCCGCGGCUCCCUGGACUAAUAAUGUGCAAACAAUUAGCUUCACACCCCUCCCAAAAGAAACAGCAGGAGCAGGAGCUAAUAACAACUGUUCUAGUAGCUCUGAAAAUACUCCAAGACCACGAUCCAACAAGGACACAAAUGUGCAAGCAAAUCCUGGCCAUUCAUUAAGAGUUUUGCCGGACUUUGGCCAAGUAUACAGCUUCAUUGGAAGUGUUUUUGACCCAUAUGCAAGUAAUCAUCUACAGAAGCUGAAGAAGAUGGACCCCAUAGAUGUUGAAACAGUGCUACUGUUGAUGAGAAAUCUAUCAAUCAACUUGUCUAGCCCUGAUUUUGAGGAUCAUAGACGGCUUCUUUCGUCGUAUGAUAUCGGCUCUGAGACAGCAGCUGAUCAUGGUGGAGUGUUUAAAACCUUAAACAAAGAACCACCAGAAAUCUCUACUUGAAGUUCAUUAAAAAAGGGGGGGGGGAAGGUUAUGAUGAAAUGUCUCAUGUGAGCAAAACCCAUAUUGGUUAACAGAAUACAGAGUGAUUCUGUUGUGGGUUUUGUUGUAAAUAUGAAGAAGAUGAAGCUGGCGUUGAGCUGUUAUAUAUAUAUACGUCUUUUGGAUUAUCUAUGUUAUAUGUAUAGUGUAGCAUCUUUGAGUUUAAAAAAAAAGUAGUGUUCGUCUUCUGUCUACUUGUUUUGGAGCUUUUGUUGAAGCAUGUAACAGUCUUCUGUGAUGGAGACCAGAACUGUUGACGUGUUCUCUUGCAUUAUAUUUUAGUCUAA
Molecule: messenger RNA, 1347 nt
Organism: Brassica napus (rape)
Lineage: Eukaryota; Viridiplantae; Streptophyta; Magnoliopsida; Brassicales; Brassicaceae
Product: protein REVEILLE 6
Exons: 8
Coding region: 101-1021 (306 amino acids)
Molecular function (GO): DNA binding
Source: RefSeq, a predicted model, not a curated record